CUUUUCCACAAUCCACUCAACUGUCAAGCCGCCAUAUCUUCUGUGUACUGUUUCUGCAAAAAAAAAUAAAAUAAAGAAAAGCACGAGUACGAAUUAAAAUUAAGUAAAACACAAACAAUAACGACAAAAUUUAAUAAAACUCUUAAAACAAUUGCAUUUUUUUAAACAACAAAAUAACUUUAUACAAGUGCGGUUUAUACCCAUCAACAACAGAUAAUUGCACGCGUGCUAAACGUCAUUAUUAAGAGGAAAAAACAUAUGCAUUAACAGCAAAAAAAAAAAUUUGACAAACAACCAACAACAAAAAGCACGAGGUUUUUGGUAACAAAAACAUUGGAAAGAGAGUGUAAAAGUGUGCAAAGAAUUAGACGUGUUAAGGAAAAUAGAAAAACAGCUUAAAAUUUAUUAGAGAAUAUGGUACCUAUAGGGCCAGUUCAUGGGGGACAUCCGGGAGUGCAUGCACCCCAGCCCAUGCCCACAGCACCCAGUGGACCAAAUACCUUGCAAACUUCAUCAUCAGCGGGUAAUACGUCGUCUUCAUCGAACAAAAGUUCUUUGUCCAUAAAACCCAACUAUACGUUGAAGUUUACGUUGGCGGGACACACCAAGGCGGUGUCAGCUGUUAAAUUUUCACCCAAUGGAGAAUGGCUGGCUAGUUCAUCUGCCGAUAAAUUGAUUAAAAUUUGGGGAGCCUACGAUGGUAAAUUCGAAAAAACCAUUUCGGGCCAUAAAUUGGGCAUUUCAGAUGUGGCAUGGUCUUCCGAUUCGCGUCUCUUGGUGAGUGGCAGUGACGAUAAAACGUUAAAAGUCUGGGAAUUAAGCUCGGGCAAAUGUUUGAAAACCUUAAAGGGCCACAGCAAUUAUGUUUUCUGUUGUAAUUUUAAUCCACAAUCCAAUCUAAUUGUUUCGGGCAGUUUUGAUGAAUCGGUGCGAAUAUGGGAUGUACGCACUGGCAAAUGUCUAAAGACAUUGCCAGCCCAUUCUGAUCCUGUCUCCGCCGUACAUUUCAAUCGUGAUGGUUCGUUGAUUGUCAGUUCCAGUUAUGAUGGUCUCUGCCGCAUUUGGGACACAGCCAGCGGCCAGUGCUUGAAAACCCUUAUAGAUGAUGAUAACCCGCCCGUCAGCUUUGUCAAGUUCUCACCCAAUGGCAAAUACAUUUUGGCCGCCACAUUGGACAACACUUUGAAAUUGUGGGAUUAUUCCAAGGGCAAAUGCUUGAAAACCUACACCGGCCACAAAAAUGAAAAAUAUUGCAUAUUUGCUAAUUUUUCAGUAACAGGCGGCAAGUGGAUUGUUUCGGGCAGUGAGGACAAUAUGGUUUAUAUAUGGAAUUUACAAUCGAAAGAGGUGGUGCAAAAGUUACAGGGCCAUACGGACACGGUGUUGUGCACGGCCUGUCAUCCCACAGAGAAUAUUAUUGCAUCGGCGGCUUUGGAAAAUGACAAAACCAUAAAAUUAUGGAAGAGCGAUACAUAAUUCUACCCGUCUAGCAACAACUUAAUGUGUAUUUUAAUUUUAGUUUCUUUUCUUAUAAUAAGGCUUCAACAAAACAAAAGGGAUUACGAUUUCUUUAAAAUAAAAUUUAAAAUUUUCCAUAAAAAAA
Molecule: messenger RNA, 1603 nt
Organism: Calliphora vicina (urban bluebottle blowfly)
Lineage: Eukaryota; Metazoa; Arthropoda; Insecta; Diptera; Calliphoridae
Gene: wds
Product: WD repeat-containing protein wds
Exons: 3
Coding region: 415-1476 (353 amino acids)
Biological process (GO): transcription initiation at RNA polymerase II promoter
Cellular component (GO): transcription factor TFIID complex
Molecular function (GO): RNA polymerase II general transcription initiation factor activity; protein binding
Source: RefSeq, a predicted model, not a curated record